CCCUUGUUUUGACUGACCGAUUGACUACAGUUCACAAUAUUUGGGUGUAAAGCACAACAGCAUUAAAUUUGCUAAAAAUGGUUGGUUGGAGCCGUUUGCUGUUGCCAGCGGCACAAUUUGCCAAGAAUCGCGCAGUUCUGUUAACCCCUGCCACAAGGAAUGCACUGCAGCAGCAAUUACGCCAAAUGGCCGGUGAUCAUGGACACCAUCACAUGAGCAUCAAGCCCUCACGCUUCCAAUGGGACAAAUUCAAGGAUCUGAUGCACUUUUACGUAAUGCUCGGCGUAAUUCCGGUCACAGCGCUGGUGUUCUACGCAAACAUCUUUGUGGGACCAUCUCAGCUGUCUGAAAUACCCGAAGGCUACGUGCCUAAGCACUGGGAAUACGAGAAGAAUCCCAUUUCCCGGUUUAUUGCGCGCUAUAUUCUGACUUCGCAGCAACAGGAAUAUGAGAAAGCCCUGCACAAUAUAUACGAGGAAAAUGAGAAAGCGCAAAUUCGCAAUCUCGAAGAGGAAAUCCGCCGUAAAAUGUCUGAGCGUAACGAUUACCAAGCCUACUAUUACCGACCAACAGUAGCCAAAUAUCAUAGAGUAUCCAAAGAGGCUGCCGAAGAGCUGGAAGCACUGCGUGGCGACUAAGCAGUUAGCCCCAUUUAAAUUCUGCUGAUUUCAAUUAAUUUGUUUUCAAAUUUGGUCCUUUAAUAGACGUAACUAAGACCUCGAGUUGAGGAAAUAAAAUGUGAAAAUAUA
Messenger RNA from Drosophila montana, 749 nucleotides. RefSeq names its product NADH dehydrogenase (ubiquinone) SGDH subunit (gene ND-SGDH). The coding region runs from base 78 to 638 and encodes 186 amino acids. The record is from RefSeq and is a predicted model, not a curated record. NCBI's taxonomy places the organism in Eukaryota, Metazoa, Arthropoda, Insecta, Diptera, Drosophilidae. The transcript has 4 exons.